UGGGUUUGGGGCCCCCCUAUGAGGCUCCGCGCCCCACCUCUUUUUUUUUAACCCAUAAAUGCCCUACGGAACUUAAACUUCCGUAUUCUAUAAAAUAGAAUACGGAAGUUAAAAUUCCGUAUUAUAACUCUGACAGUCAUCACCUUUUCCACCAUUACUCCUCCCUCCACCAACCCCUCCACCAUUACUCCUCCGUCACCAACCCCUCACCAGCCCCCUUAACCCCCUCAAUGCCUCCAGACCACCCUCUCUCUCACCCUCUCCUACCUCACUUUCAUCCUCACUUCCAUUCUUCCUACCACCACCACCAACUCCUUCAUUGGCAAGCUCUCCACCAUUGGAUGCAAAAAGAUAGCAUUUGAGGGAUGACAGAAUCAUUUUUAUUUCAUGAAUCCCAAUUGAUUGAAGUUGGAUUGAACAAUGCUCAACCUGAAGAGGUGCCACCACCAGCAUUUGUACCCCCGUGUAUAAGUAUAGAUGUCUCGCAUUUAUUUACAACUGAUCAGAUUUUCCCUACCCGUGAUGAUCUUAUCAAUUGGGUUCAUGGAAUUGCGAUUGAAAAUGGAUAUGUUGUGUUGAUCACAAAGUCAGAUAGCGGUGGGAAUGGAAGCAGAAAAGCUCAUGUCAUGUUGGGGUGCGAGAAGCAUGGUAAGUAUGUUCCCUACAGAGACCCUGACCUUGUUGAAGGAACGAGAACACAAAAGACAGAAUGUCCUUUUAGACUAAAAGGACGACCUAUGAAAAAUGGCAUAGAUAGAGAUUGGCGGCUAAAGGUGAUGGAAGGUACACACAACCAUGAACCAGCUAGGUCACUACUUGGCCACAAUUUUGUUGGUCGUCUAAAUUCCGAAGAGAAGGAGCAAGUGGAAAAAAUGUCAAAGAGUUGGGUUCCACCGAGAAAGAUGCUGUUGACUUUGAAGGAAAACAAUCCUUUAAACUUGACUACCAUAUCUCAGAUUUAUGGUGCUUGCAAGAGGUUAAGAAAAUCCCUCCGCGGGUCAUUGACAGAAAUGCAACACUUGUUGAAGAAGUUGGACGGUGACAAGUACGUCCACUUUGAAAGACAUGAGCCUGGAUCGGAAGUCAUUAGGGAUGUAUUUUGGGCUCAUCCAAAUGCUAUCAAACUGUUCAACACAUUUCCAUAUGUAGUGAUUAUGGAUUGCACAUACAAGACAAACAAAUAUAAAAUUCCAUUGCUUGAGAUUGUUGGACUGACUUCCACAGAUAAGACAUACUCCAUAGCCUUUUGCUACAUUGUUAAUGAGGGCACAGAUGACUACGUUUGGGCACUGGAGUGUAUGAAGUCUCUAUUUGAUGGUCAUUGGUAUAUUGAUGGGCCUUAUGUUACUUAUCUUGCCUUUCAUUAUUCACGGUGUAGUUAUACAGGUUAUUUUUCAUUAUAA
This is a messenger RNA of Lotus japonicus, 1403 nucleotides long. RefSeq names its product protein FAR1-RELATED SEQUENCE 5-like. NCBI's taxonomy places the organism in Eukaryota, Viridiplantae, Streptophyta, Magnoliopsida, Fabales, Fabaceae. The transcript has 3 exons. The record is from RefSeq and is a predicted model, not a curated record. The coding region runs from base 366 to 1403 and encodes 345 amino acids.